AUCUUUGUCGCACUACAGGCAAAUGUAAUCUGCUAUCUUAUUUUAUUACGAGUCAUAACAAUCAACAAAAAAUAUUAUCAAAUAAUAAAUUCUAUGGUAUUGGAAGUCGAGUUUGUCUUGAGACAAAUUAUUUAAAAAAUACAUAAAACAAGGACAUAUACUUAUUUCUCGAAAAUGGUUGUGCUAACCGGUGAAGACCCUGUGAAAAGUCGCGUUAUGAAAUUAAUGGACGAGAAAGAGAAGAUCGUGGCUGAAAUUUAUAAUCAAAGGGCGAUUUUGGAGGCCAACCAUGUGGGCAUGGAUGAGCCUUUGGUAGACGCUGAUGGGUUCCCGCGUAACGACAUAGACGUCUACAAAGUGCGACAUGCUCGGCACAGGAUUAUAUGUCUUCAAAAUGACCAUAAAAACAUAAUGAAGAAGAUUGAGAAAGGGCUUGAGGAGGUGCAUUCAAAUCUAAUUGCAAAUCCCAACGCUGCCCAGCCUGCACCCUCUAACAGACAUGAAGCCUCUAACGGACAAGCCAGCUCCUCAAAUGAAAAUAGUUCUAGUGUUCAAGAGAGUUUUGCUAUUGUGGGCUUAGUUGAUAAUGGAUCGCCUGCUGAUCUGGGUGGUUUGUGCACCAAAGAUGAGAUCCUGCAAUUUGGCUCCGUCACCCACAGCAACUUCACAGACAUCACUCAAAUCCAUAGUGUUGUUUCCCACUCGGUUGGUCAAAAUGUCAGUGUUAUUGUCAAAAGGCAACAACAUGUCAUCAACUUGACAGUUGUGCCCCAAGCCUGGUCUAAACCAGGUCUCCUCGGCUGUCAUAUCCAGAGGAAAAAUUAAGUGUCAACAAUAUAUUUGUUAUGGAAUCUUAAGGACUUAAAAAUACUGUGUUAACAUAAUAGUAAUUUUAAAAAUGUGAAAACUACUGUAAAUAAUGGUAAAAUAAAUCCGAAAGGUUUAACUAGUCUGCAGAAUUGGGAGUCAUUGGCCAUAAGAUUUAAUUGGAGAACAGUGUUUUGUUUUUGCUGCCACAAGCUUAACUUUGCGUUGUUUAACUAGGCCUUAAAAAGGUACCCAUAUAAUGUAUAAUGGUUUAUGAAUAAAAUAAUUUGUUAAACAGA
This is a messenger RNA of Manduca sexta (tobacco hornworm), 1106 nucleotides long. RefSeq names its product 26S proteasome non-ATPase regulatory subunit 9. Gene Ontology annotation, cellular component: nucleus; cytoplasm. The record is from RefSeq and is a predicted model, not a curated record. NCBI's taxonomy places the organism in Eukaryota, Metazoa, Arthropoda, Insecta, Lepidoptera, Sphingidae. Gene Ontology annotation, biological process: proteasome regulatory particle assembly. The transcript is spliced from 3 exons. Bases 175 to 825 code for a protein of 216 amino acids. Gene Ontology annotation, molecular function: protein binding.